CCUCUGCAUCGUCAAGCCGGAGCAGGGGGCUCCAUCAUCGUAAGAGCAGGGGGGCUUGGCCGUUGUUGUGAAUGAGGGCCAGCAUGACGUCAGGAAGCCAAUGUCAACAAUGCAGCUCCUAGAGGAGAAAAGGCGUUUCAUCCUAACACACACACACAGGAGACCCAUCUACCAUACACCGACUGAUGCCUACGGUCCAUUAAAAGCAGCGGUUUCUGUCUGUCCGAGGACUGCGGAAAUAAACAACAACUACAACAACAAUGUGGACUCACUCUUAUUUCUGAGGGAUUGAACGCAGACGAGCAGGGAAAAACGGGGUGCUAGAGAGAGUGAUGUCGGCAGGCGAGGAGAGGGGCAGUGAGGCGGCAGCGCCUGUAUACGUGUAUGAAUCCAAGGUCCAUUGUGCCAACGUGCUGUUGAGCCUGGAGGAGCAGCGGCGGCAGGGCAUCCUGUGCGACGUGACCGUGUUGGUGGAGGGUAGGGAGGUACGCGCACACAGGGCCGUCCUUGCCGCUAGCAGCCGCUACUUCCUGCAGGCCUUGCUGGGUCACAACGGGUCACCAGGCGAAACAGAGCCCAUCAUUAACCUGCCAGACAAGGUGACAGCAAAGGGUUUUGCUCCACUGCUCCAAUUUGCCUAUACAGCCAAGCUGGUUUUAAGUCGGGAAAACAUCCAUGAGGUCAUCCUGUGCGCCGACUUCCUGGGUGUUCACAAUUUGGAGGACUCUUGCUUUCGGUUCCUUCAAGCCCAGCUACAGAAUGACAGCCAAAUUGCCACCAAUGGCAAGGUGGAUUAUGGUGAUGACAUUACGGCCGAGGGAGCAGUCUUUCCUGAGACAAUAUCCUCAGACGAUUCUGCAGAGACAAGGCAGCAAACCAAUCAUAUAGCAAGCACUGCGUCACUUCCUGCUGACCUUUCUCAAUGUCCUAAGUACAGGAAGUAUCAGUACCAGAUCUGUGAUAACAAGCACAAUGGAGAAAACCAUCAUGGCAUCGAUGAUGCCAACCAUACCUCAGUCAGCCCUGUGAGCUCACAGCUCAGAGACAGCAGUGCUGUUCUACAAACUCUUCUUACACCCUCCAGGAUCAAAGAGGAGCCAUUUGUGUUUGAGGAAGAAGGAGAUGAAAGGAGUGGUUGCAACCCAGAAUUGUGUACUGAAGAGGUACUGGAGAUGGAGCUGGAGGUAGAAGGGGUUCCAGUAGCAGCUGAGCACUCUCCGAGUCGAGGUUCACCCUCUUCCUGCCUGCGCUCCUACCUCCAGAGAGGCGGCCUAGAUCUCAGCGGCAUGCCCAGCACCACCAUCCAGCAGCUACUCACCAACAGACUGUCCCUCAACCACUACAGGGAACUGGUCAAAGACAGGCAGAGGGAUAAGAGGGAAUCUCUGGGUCGCGUGGACCUCAAGACUGGCAUUGCAGAUGUCAUACCAGCAGCACUGACUGGCACUGGCAAGAAUGUGGAAAGGCCAGCCUCUAAAGCCUCCUCUUCUAAACAUGAGGGGGAGCUAGACAGAGCCAGUGUCAUUUUCUCUUCAGCAGCUGGCGAGCGACAAAUGUUGGCCCAUUCUUACAUGGAUGAUAAGUUCAGAGAAAAAGUCUCAACCCUGAUGCAGGUAGAGGCUCCCUCUUCUGGUCGGUCAUGCCUCACCACCAGCUGCCCUGUUCCCAUCCAAACAUCAGUCCAUUCCUCUCCCCCAUCUGAGCCCCGAACCCAGACUUCCAGCUCCCGUUCCUCAUUCUCUUACCCAGAGGACGCAGGCAGUGGUAGCUCACCUUCCAGCCUUCCCCAGUUUGACUUCUCCUCAUCCCCACACUCAGGCUCCACCUCUGGACUGUCUCACUGCCUGGCUGGGGUAGUGGAGCAGAGGAACCCCCACAGCGGGGAGGUGGUCUUCUCUCAGGGUUGCACCAGUAUCAAAAGUGAACAGGGAUUUGGUGCCAGCGGCGGCAACUCAAGUGACGAAUCAGGCUCGUUCUCAGAGGGAGACAGUGAAAGUGGUGUCUCUAGAGUCUCUGGCCCUGAGGUAAAGUUGCCCUUCCCUGUGGACCAGAUCACCAACCUGCCACGCAAUGACUUCCAGAUCCUCAUCAAGAUGCACAAGCUGACCUCAGAGCAGCUAGAAUUCAUCCAUGAUAUCCGCCGGCGCAGCAAAAACCGCAUCGCCGCCCAACGCUGUCGCAAGAGGAAGCUGGACUGCAUCCAGAACCUGGAGUGCGAAAUCCGCAAACUGGUGUGCGAGAAAGAGAAGCUGCUGAGCGAGCGCAACCAGUUGAAGGUUUGUAUGUCGGAGCUGUGGCAGAACCUGUCUUUCCUCUCCCAGCAAGUGUGCAGGGAGGUGCAGGGCACUCAGCCGCCUUCCAUCUCCGCCAGCAUUGACCUCACAUCUAACCCACCGUCACCUUCUUCUGACGAGGGCUCGUCACAGCCCAGGUCGCCCGUGUCACAACAGAGCGAUACUGCGUGUCUGUCUGAUGUGGGUCCCAGUCAGGGGCAAGUGGAGGAUAGGCAGCCUGGGGUGGAGGUGUCAGGUCUGGGGCAGGAGAACCCUGAGUGUCCGCUGGUGCUGGGAUCCACUGAGGAAGUAUGUAGCCCCACUGUAACAGUGGAUUUCUGUCAGGAAAUGACUGAGAAAUGUACAACAGAGGAACAGAAGAGACAGAACUGUACUUAGAGUCUGGUGGCAAACACUUUGGUCUGUGACACACUUCUACUUGUCUAUACCUUGAUAUUUGAAGUAUUUUUGUUCUUUUUUUGUAAUGGAUGACACAAGCGUUGUCUUAUCAGCAAUAUUGUUCAACAGGUAUUUUUGGACUGGUGAUAAACAGAAGCACUGGCAGCUUUCUCUCUCUUUCUUUCUGUCUCUGUCUCAUCCUGACUUCUUCUUCCCGUCAGCUUCCCUCCCUCUCUCGUGCAUCAUGGGAGGUUCAACUCAGGAAUUCCUCAGAAUGUUCACUUAUGUCCCUGUUAACAUGUACAUGCACUUUACUUUACAGUCCUGUCAAAUCUGGAUAAUUACUUCUCUACGUACAACUGAUUUGUAGUCAAUAGAAUUAAUCAUUUAAUGAUAUGAAUAAUUUUAAUAAGUCAUAUUUGACCUCUGAGUCAGCGUCUGUCACUUCUACUUCACUGAAGCAUUGGUUCAUUGCUUUUAGUAUCAUAUGCUUAUUGUCUUUCUCUCUGAGAGUGAGAUGUUCAGACAGUCCAAAAAAGAACAGAGCUGGAGCCUAGCUUAGCAUAAAGCCUGGCUCAGUCCAAAGUAAAAAAAAAAAAACAACCUGCCUGUCAGCAACUCUAAUGCUGGGUUCAGACUACACAACAUCACUAAUCUGACAUCACUAUGUAAGAUUAAGUGAUUGUGGAGUCAUAAAAUCUUGCCGUGACUCGGCUGACAGACAUGACAGUCUCCACGUUCGUCCAUGACCAAUCAUCCGGGGUUGUCUUUCAUGACGUGCGUGAUGCCAUCGGAUUAUUCUUGACCUAUUUUCAUCCCUAUUACUAUUAUUAUUUCAGUCACUGUGACUGUUAUUGUAGUGAUGUAACAAGUGUCACCAGAUGGCAGGAGCUUCAUUUGAAGCUCAUGAAAAUGACGCAAGUCACUGAAUCCUCCCCAACAAGUUCCUGCAAAUGUUUCACAAUAAAAGCCUUUUCAG
Messenger RNA from Epinephelus lanceolatus (giant grouper), 3651 nucleotides. Its product is annotated as BACH transcriptional regulator 2a. Gene Ontology annotation, biological process: regulation of transcription by RNA polymerase II. The record is from RefSeq and is a predicted model, not a curated record. NCBI's taxonomy places the organism in Eukaryota, Metazoa, Chordata, Actinopteri, Perciformes, Serranidae. Gene Ontology annotation, molecular function: DNA-binding transcription factor activity, RNA polymerase II-specific; protein binding; RNA polymerase II cis-regulatory region sequence-specific DNA binding.